AUGGAGAAGGUGGCGGCAUCGCUUAACAACCUUAGUCUUGGGUCAAAUAUUCCCAGCUUGGUUGUUGAUGGUAGCAACUCAUCUGCUGCCGCUCGAUCUCAAGCUGUAUUCAGCAGAGCUAGUGGAUCUGAUGAUUCCCAGAAGGCUGAUUCCAGCUCAGAAUUGGGUACUAAGCCUCCUAGCCUGGAUGGGAAAAGCAUCACUUCUGGAACCACGUUUGCCCUUGACGAAAAAGAAUCUCUCCGCCCGGAUGACAGUGCCAGCGUUAAAGCUGCCGCCGAGGAUGACGAUUCUUUCUCGAUCCGGGGAUCUCUGAUUGCUGGCUCACGCAUGAGUUCAGACCUUGCUGCCAGAGCUAGAGGCAUACAGCUGGGAGAUAUGCCGGAUCGGCGACUAGCGCAGCCAGUAGCUGGAGGUCACGGACAUGGCAUCCUGACCCCCCAGAGCACAUCGUCAGAACAACCAGCACAGAACGCAUUGAGAAGCGUGAGCGGGUCAUCGGACGCCCUGAAUGUUAUUUACAGACAAGCCCCCGAUGAUAAACUCCUCGAAGCGUUAGCGGCUCCAAGAGACAGGCUUUUCCUCCUGCGAUUGGAAAAAGAUGUCAUCGAUUUCGUCCAGGAUUCAAAGCAACCAUACAUGGAUCUUCCCCCGUCGAAUUCGUUUUGUAGGAUGUUGACCCAUAAGCUAGCCGACUACUACCAUAUGACGCACUCGUUUGAGCCCCAUAUCGGCUCUGUUCGCAUCUUCAGAACGCCUUUCUGUCGAGUGCCGCCGUCUCUGGCAACAAUGAUACCCCAAACGACUGUUUCAACUAGUAGCACUCCCCCGCCAGCAGUUUUGCCAAGGAAGAUCAUGCGUCGAGGGCAAGAUGAGGAGGGUGGCAGCGGCAGCGCUGGAGCUUCCAAGACUACUUCGGAGAAUGGCAGCGAUUCCAAAGAUAAACAGCCGCUCAUCAGUCAAAAGUUGUCUCGAGAAGAGCGAGAAGAGAUGUACAAACUCGCUAGACAGCGAAUUUUCGGAAACUCUGAAGAGACACCAUCUGAAGCAGAUGGCGAAUAUGGAGUGUCCCGAGCAAGCUCCGUUUCUGCUAACAAUAGGUCUACUGCCAGUAAAAAGGCAAAGCCUGUCAAACAGCGGCGUGAUGAUACAGAUGGCUUUGAUUCUAGGCGCCAGUACGCGCCUUAUUGGGGGCCUCAACAACAGACAUGGGUGUCUCAGCCACCUAAUCAGUUUGUCCCUCCCGCGAACGGACAGUUUAACUCGCAGCCUGUUCCAUCUUACCCUGCCCAGGUGGCCACUGCGUACAACCAGCAGCCUCCUGGCUACCCUGCGGCGCAAGGAAUGGCGCCAAAUGCGCCUUAUCCAACUCCGCCCCAGCCUGUGCAGCAACGGUACCCUCCAAAUGGGAGCCCGAUGACAGCAUAUGGCUCGCCCAUCUUGCCUGGUGCUCCUCCACCUAACUGGCAACCUGGGUUCAGUCCCGCACCUUAUCCGCCUCGAGGACCUACUCCGAGCGGCCCUCCUGCGCAGGGUGGAAUUCCGUACGCAUUUGGGCAACUGCCGGCAAAUAUAAACCCUCAUGAUCCCAAGAGCCAGCAUCCAAUCCCUGGAAGCUACAAUAGGAAUCACGCUUUCAACCCCAAGACACAGUCUUUUGUGCCGGGGUCGAACGGGAUGCCACCACCUAUGCAGCCGCUCCAGCCGCCCUUUACGGCGCCGGGAUCUCACCACGGCAGUCCACAAAUCGGGACUCCUCAUCUAGCCUACGGCGGAUACCCAUCCGCGAUGCCACCUCAUCCAUAUGCUGGUGGAUAUAACAUGGCUCGACAAGGCUCGAACAAUUCCAUUGCUGCAUACCAUACCCCACCCCCUCUUGUCGCUCCGCCUCAUGUCCAGCAUAUGCCGGCAAUGCAAAGCCUGCAACAUAUCCCACAACCCCAGCAUAUACCCCAGAACCAGCAGGUGCAUGUUUCGGGUCGAGCAAAUAUCCCUCAGGGACCGAAUCAAAUGUUUAGUACUAGUAGUCAUUUACCUGCUUACGGUAAUCCAGCAACGCUGCCACAGAAGCCAGCUACUGGAAUUUAA
Molecule: messenger RNA, 2088 nt
Organism: Trichoderma asperellum CBS 433.97
Lineage: Eukaryota; Fungi; Ascomycota; Sordariomycetes; Hypocreales; Hypocreaceae
Source: RefSeq, a predicted model, not a curated record